Messenger RNA from Cherax quadricarinatus, 3467 nucleotides. Its product is annotated as E3 ubiquitin-protein ligase rnf168. The record is from RefSeq and is a predicted model, not a curated record. NCBI's taxonomy places the organism in Eukaryota, Metazoa, Arthropoda, Malacostraca, Decapoda, Parastacidae. Gene Ontology annotation, molecular function: metal ion binding; nucleosome binding; ubiquitin-protein transferase activity. Gene Ontology annotation, cellular component: nucleus; site of double-strand break. Gene Ontology annotation, biological process: double-strand break repair.
UAAUCUACACAUAUGCUGCUAUGUAUGAUAAUUUAUGUAACUGUAUUUAAGUGUACCUGAAUAAAAACUUACUUACCUAAAUCAAGUUACAAAGAAGAAGAAGAAGAGUGUGAUGCCGUCACUGACCCUAUAAACACUAACAAGAAGAAUUUGGCGGAGAGUGAGUGAGAGUUGAUGAAGAUUGUUACAAGUAUCCUGAAGACACAGUGUAGUGAUGGCCACACUGACUGAUGUUUCACUGUCUUCUACACUUGCUAAGACACAGUUAUCCCUCGCUGAUGUUAUGUGUCCAAUAUGUCUGUCAAUAUUGGUAGAGCCGGUGACACUGCCUUGUUCACACUCCCUGUGUAGGCCUUGUUUCAACCAACAUCUAGCCAAGACUUCCCUAGAAUGUCCAAUAUGCAGACGAAGAAUUAGUGUGUGGGUACGCCAUACUGCCAAAGCCAAGAGAUUAGUCAACACUAAACUUUGGAAGAAGAUUCUAGAAAACUUUGCUGAUAAGGUAGAAGCUCGUUUACAUGGAGUGGACGAUUCUGAUACUGAUGAAAAGAUUGUUCCAGUACAUCACGUGAGUGCUCCUGGGGAGAUCCGUCAAGAAUACGAAGCUCUUUUGGCUCAGCAGCUUCAGGAGGCAGCUCUAGAAAAAUCCCAGGAAGAAUUAGCAUCUAAUAAACUAAUACAGCAAUUACAGGAGGAGGAAAAGAUGCAACUUCGGGAACGCCGUAAACAGCAAGAACUAAUGGCAGAUGGUGACGCUGCUGUGGCGGAGCAGGUGAAGGAAGCAGAAAACAUACUUUUUAAAGAAGAGAUGAAGCAGAUUCAACAGUUGUGUGCCAGAGAUGAAGAUUUUGCUCGGCAGAUUGAGGAGGCAGAACGAGAAAAAGUGCAGAAACGGACAAAACAAGCUGACAAGGGUGGCAACAUGACUAACAAAUCUGUUGCAACACCUCGGGGUCCUAUGGAUGUUUAUAUUGGCCAGAAGACCCCUCGAUCGUGUGGCAAGCUGAUUGUUGCACCUAAAGCAAGCUGUUCAUCACCUGCUGGUAUUUUGACAGCAUCCGACAAGAUGGAAGCUGCAAGCCAAGAUAUUAACACACCUACUACAUCCACAUCAAUAUUAGGCACUUCCUCCACCAGUUCCUCAAGAUUACACAUCUUAAGUAAAAUCCUCAAUAAUAGAUCGGAUAGAUUGGACUACGGACUUGGAAGACAGUUGAGGGAGAUUACUUCUCAGAGCUCAGAGUCCGAGCCAGAAGAUACGACUUUGGCUUCACCACUACGUAAGCGUCGUAAAACAAUUAGUAUGUUCGACAAGGAAAAUAUGCAAAAGAAGAAAAAAAAUAGCAUUUGUGUUUGUGAGAAGGAAAAGGGAAAACUCAUAGCUAAUAAAACAUACAACAGCCCUGAUAUAGAUAGUUUUAAUGGAGCCAUUGCUACCAUGAAUUACGAAAGUAUUCACAGCAGCCCUGAUAUAGAUAAUUAUAAUGGAGUAAUUGGAGUGAAUUAUAAUCAUGUUUCUGAAAAGGAUGAAGAUAGUGAUGAAACUGAUUCAGAAGAACUUGAUCAUACAAAAUCUCAUCCUGUAAUCAUGGGAGAUGAUUCGAACUUAGUUGGAAAUUAUACUGGUAGUCAAGUAAAUGGGCAUCACAAAAUCUUAAAAGGCAAUACAGAUAUUUGUCACUCUGAUGAAAGUGAUGAUAAUCAGAUUGAGAGAGUUAGUGAAGCAUAUGACAUACCAGCCUGUAAUCAAUCCCUUGAGUGGAAGACACUAACUGACAUAACACCGAUGCUUACUAGCCAGGAAGGCAAUCCAGAGUUAUUAGCAGCACUGGUUGCUGAGCAGUGUGAGGCAGAGGCCAGGCUUAAACAGGAAGCAGAGGACCAUCUCUUGGCAGAAACUUUACAAAGAGAAUUUAACAAGGAAAGAAAAUUGAUAAACAGAAGCAGAGGUUCCGAAGACGAAUACAAAUUGCGAAAUCGUAAAAAUUCUCAUAAGUCCCACAAAGCAUCAUCUGUCUUGGUGGGAAAGUCAUCACAAAAGAAAAACCGACAACCUACAUUAAAGGAAAGUAUGGCCAAACACUGUAGAACAAAAUGAAUUAUUGAGUGUGCAUGUACAAGUACACUAAGCUUUUAUUUCAGGUGCAGAAUUAUUGAAAUGUAAAAUUAUUUAUGUAUUUAUAUACAUUUAUAUAAAUGUAGGGCCCCAUUUAUAUGGUGGGUUAAGCUCCAGGCUACUGCCGUAAAGUGGAAUGCCCUUUUUUCCACUUUAAAUGCAUAUAAAUGUCAGUUUACACUAAUAUAGACUAAUUUAACAGUAGAGCCAGGCAUUAAAAACAAUAAAAAGUAAAAUACACACACAGUACACCUACAUGAAAUGUGACUUAUAUUUAAAGCACCCCAGAGAGAUUAUUAUGUGGCUCGCGCAUAGAAGAGAGGAGCUUACGACAUGUCUCAGUCCAACUUGGACCAUUUACAAAGUCACACUAAUGAAAAGGAGAGGAGGGAGUAUAUAUAGGCCAGCAGACAGGGACGGGACAAGAUAAGUAGUAGGAAAGGAGGAAGAGAGGUAGUAGUGGACGUAAUAGUAGUAGUGGAGUCAGUCAAAUACUAAGAAAGAGGAGCACUGCAAGGGAGCUAGGUGCCCACAGAGGGGAAGAAAAAUAAUAAAGAACAAAUACCUAAGGCAGAAGAAAGAAAACUGAAAGGAGAAUUAGGAAAGAGGAAAGGGGAAGAGGGAGAAGAGGAAAACAGAAUCAGGUUAAGUCAUGGGUGUUCUGAAGUUUGGAGCCUUUUACAAUGUAAUGGGAAAGGAAGGCAUCUACAGAGACAAAGCCAGGACUAUGAUUCAUACAAGGACCAAAAUGUUGUUGUAAGCUCCUCUCUUCUAUGUGCAGGUUAUUUGUGUAUUAUUCCGGUUACGGUAUUGUGCCUUUUUUUUUUAUUAUAUGGCUCAUUUUUUUUAUGUCAUAUGUAGCUCUGCUCUGUGUCCAGAUAGUUCAAAUUCUCUUUCAUCUGCCCACAAAACUUGGGCCUAGUUAACUAGGCAGGGUCAGCUCUGUAUUGUAACUUGUAAGUGAUCAAUUUUAUUCUACUGCUACUUUAUGCCUUCCAAUACUGGCAUCUUUAUUCAAAGUGGAGAGAUGGAUGGAUUCCAAAACAUAUCAGGAUAUUAUAGAAGAAUAACCUGGUACCCUCUUAUCAGGCACAUUAUCUGCCAAUGCAUCUUACAGCAACAUAACCCAAAGUACACCUCCAUGUCUUCACUAAAGUGGUUAAAGGGACACAGUUAAUGUCAUAGUUCUCAGACCCAACUUUGGAAGGAAAAAUUGUAGUAUAAAUUGAAAAAUGUCAUCUACAGAUAAGUGUGCAACUUGGAUUGAGUGGAAAAAAUCUGCAUGGAGACAGUCAUUAUCUCCUGGGCAGUCAAAAAAAAAAAAACCUAUUGAAUUACUUGCACUAGUAAA